Ceratotherium simum simum (southern white rhinoceros) is the source of this 2028-nucleotide messenger RNA. It is a transcript of the gene ORMDL1, whose product is annotated as ORMDL sphingolipid biosynthesis regulator 1. Gene Ontology annotation, cellular component: endoplasmic reticulum membrane. The record is from RefSeq and is a predicted model, not a curated record. NCBI's taxonomy places the organism in Eukaryota, Metazoa, Chordata, Mammalia, Perissodactyla, Rhinocerotidae.
CGCAAGCUGAGCCGCGUUGCGCUGGGGCUGACCGCUGGCGUUCGGCCUUGAGGAGACGCCGUCGCCGCCGGGCUUGUUCUGCUCGGAGCCGGCCCCCGGGAGUGGGGCGGCGAGCAAACAUGAAUGUUGGAGUUGCCCACAGCGAGGUGAAUCCAAAUACUCGUGUAAUGAACAGCCGGGGUAUGUGGCUGACAUAUGCAUUGGGAGUUGGCUUGCUUCAUAUUGUCUUACUUAGUAUUCCCUUCUUCAGUGUUCCUGUUGCUUGGACCCUAACAAACGUUAUACAUAAUCUGGGGAUGUACGUAUUUUUGCAUGCUGUAAAAGGAACACCAUUUGAAACUCCUGACCAGGGUAAAGCAAGGCUCUUAACUCACUGGGAACAACUGGACUAUGGAGUGCAGUUUACGUCUUCACGGAAGUUUUUCACAAUUUCUCCAAUAAUUCUAUAUUUUCUGGCAAGUUUUUAUACGAAGUAUGAUCCAACUCACUUCAUCCUAAACACGGCUUCUCUUCUGAGUGUGCUGAUUCCCAAAAUGCCACAGCUACAUGGUGUUCGGAUCUUUGGAAUUAAUAAGUAUUGAAAUGUUUUGAAACUAAACAAAAAUUUUUGCAGGUACUGAGUUUCCUGUAAGGAAGGAGUGGUUAGUAAACUGCACUGUUUCUGUGAUAAUGUGAAAUGAGAAGUAUUUACAUUGGAGGUCCAAUUGGUGGUUCUUCAUGUGCAGUCUUAAAGUGCAGAUUUUUACUAGAAGAUGCCUCUGUUUAAUGCAUCUGGUAUAUUUCUGAAGAGGGGCUUUAUAGGCAGGCUGGGCAGGCCCAGCUUAUAAGUUAAAUGGCUAUAAAGUGAGGGUGUAGUAGAUAAAUCCAAGGAAAUGAGAGAUUUAUAAGAAACUGAGACCAGCUAAGCUUAUAACAAAUGGGCAUUAUGUUAGGAGAAGAAAAUUUCCAAUCAUUCAGUCCUGGUCAGUUUAAGCAGACUUAUUUGUAAACCAGAAUCAUCUCUUUGCAAGUUUAUUAUAGAUUGUUUUUAUUACCGUAUGUAUUCCUCUUGUGUUAUAUAAGAGGAUAUGUACCCUCUUGUUUUAUACAGGCCAAUUUCUACCUUAUGAGUAUACUUUUUUGGUUUUGCUGGCUCAACAUUGUGUGUUGAUAGAUGAGGUCAUUUUUACAUGUAUUAAGUUACUGAGUUCAUGAAGGUCCACUUUCAUGACUGAUUGGUGAUAGAAGAUAGCCAGGCAUCUUACAAACAGCUCUGAGUCAGCCUUCUAAUUUUGGAACAAAGUGGGUUUUGCUGCCUCUCUAGACACAAGGCUGCUAAACCAAUUAAGAAAAUAAUUUAUUUCAUGCAGUUAAAGUAUAUGGUAAUUUAAAGGUCUCUGCUUAUUUGGUUGUGCAAUCUAAUUGUUAAAGUCUGCCAUUCUUUCGAAAAGGAAAUACUAAAAUGGACAACUAUAUAGCCAACCUGUGGUCUGGCAGAAACUGCUUCUCUAGCAAUAGUACCACAGUAAAUAAUGGAGUCUUUUUUAGCAGAUCUGCAGUAAAAGAUAACCUUGUCUCUUCUCAGUCCUCUUGCUCUCAAUCCCCAUAUUUUGCCCAUUAAUAUUUUGCCUUUCAAUACAUGAGUCUUAGUGUAGAUAACCCAAAAUCGUAACUAUUUCCAAAGCAGCAACCAUAUUGAAUUCUUGUGACUUAGAGAAUCUAUUAGUUGCUGACAUUAAUUGCAAGAAAUAACUAUAUACUACUUUGAGAAGUAAAUAUGUCAAAAAAACAAAAUUCUGAUAUGGGAUGAAACUGAAAAACCUAGUAACAUAUGUAAACAAAACUGAAUGAAAAGAGUUACAAACCAAUUUAAAAAUCAGUUUGUUUCAAUAAACUGACUUUUGGGGGUAAUGAUCAUUGUUUUGUAUUUCAAAAGUAUUGAGUUUGGAAAUCAGUUGUAUGAUAAUGCCUUUGUAUGUUUGUUUUUUCCCAUGUAUUUUUAAAUAACCAGUAAUCUAUACUUUAAUAAAAUUUUUCUUUGGUGUAAGA